CGGACUCGGGAUCGUCAUCUCCCCGGACUCGGGAUCGUCAUCUCCCCAGACUUGGAUUCAGAGUCUGCAUGGCCUCGGGGUCAGAGUCUGCACGGCCUCGGGCUCAGAGUCUGCACGGACUGGGGAUCAGAGUCAGCCCGACUCGGGAUCGGCAUCUCCCCGGACUUGGAUUCGGAGUCUCCCCGGACUCGGGGUCAGAGUCUCCCUGGACUCGGGGUCAGAGUCUGCACGGACUCGGGAUCGUCAUCUCCUCUGACUUGUGAUCGGCAUCUCCCUGGACUCGGGGUCAGAGUCUCCCCGGACUCGGGGUCAGAGUCUCCCCGGACUCGGGAUCAGAGUCAGCCGGGAUCGGCAUCUCCCCGGACUUGGAUUCAGAGUCUCCCGGGACUCGGGGUCAGAGUCUCCCCGGACUCGGGGUCAGAGUCUCCCGGGACUCGGGGUCAGAGUCUGCACGGACUCGGAGUUGACAUAAUGGAGCUCCAGAACCUGCUCCUCCUGCUGCUCGCGGGGGCCCUGGCCCUGACCGAGACCCUGGAGCGCUUCCACUCUCUGAUGUAUUUUGACACCGCCGUGUCCCGGCCCGGCCUCAGGGAGCCCCACUUCAUCUCUGUGGGCUAUGUGGACGACACGCAGUUCGUGCGCUUCGACAGCGACGUGAACCGGAGGACAGAGCCGCGGGCACCGUGGAUACUGCAGGUGGAGCAGGAGUACUGGGACCAGAAUACACGGUAUGCCCAGAACACCGAGUUCUUUUUCAGAGCCAACCUGCUCACACUGCUUGGCUACUACAACCAGAGCAAGGCCGGCUCUCACACGCUCCAAUGGAUGUAUGGCUGUGAGGUCCGUGAGGAUGGGCGCUUCCUCCGCGGGUACAUGCAGUUUGCCUAUGAUGGCAAGGACUACAUUGCCCUCAACGAGGACCUGCGCACCUGGACCGCUGCCGACACAGCAGCCCAGAAAAGCAAGCUCAAAUCUGAGAGAUCCAGUGAGGCAGAGCACCACAGGACCUACCUGGAGCGCGAGUGCGUGGAGUGGCUGCACAGAUACCUGGAGAUGGGAAAGGACACUCUGCAGAGAGCAGAUCCUCCCACAGCACAUGUGACUCACCACCCGGUCUCUGACCAGAAGGCCACCCUGAGGUGCUGGGCCCUCGGCUUCUACCCCAAGGACAUCACACUCACCUGGCACCGAGAUGGGGAGGACCUGACCCAGGACACGGAGCUGGUAGAAACCAGGCCUUCAGGGAAUGGAACCUUCCAGAAGUGGGCAGCUGUGCUGGUGCCUUCUGGAGAGGAGCAGAGAUACACAUGCCACGUGGAGCAUGAGGGGCUGCCUGAGCCCCUCACCCUGAGAUGGGAGCCUCCUCAGCCCACUGUGCUCAUGUGGGGAGUCAUCGCUGGCCUGGUCCUCCUGGCAGCUGUGCUCAUUGGAGCUGUGGUCACUGUUGUGAUGAUGAAGAGGAAGCUCUCAGGUGGGAAAGGAAGGAGCUAUACUAAGGCUGCAGCUUGAAACAACUGUUUUUUGGGGGACUGAACUAUCCAAGUCUUGCUCAAGUUUCCACCUCUGUGUCUUCAAAAAGCCUUGCCCUCCCUUGCUGCAAAGACAUCUGAGUGUGUUCCUGUGGCACAGUGUGAGGUGGGAGCCUGGCCCUUCCAGCCCAGCGUGGGCGCCUCCAUCCCUGUCUCAAAUCAGCUGCACCUGCUGCAGCUCCAUCCUUCCCUGUGCAAAUCUGAACAGCAAUUCCUCAUUGCAAUUCUUGUUUGAGAAAUUGUUAA
Molecule: messenger RNA, 1775 nt
Organism: Ochotona curzoniae (black-lipped pika)
Lineage: Eukaryota; Metazoa; Chordata; Mammalia; Lagomorpha; Ochotonidae
Product: patr class I histocompatibility antigen, alpha chain E-like
Exons: 7
Coding region: 472-1509 (345 amino acids)
Biological process (GO): immune response; antigen processing and presentation of endogenous peptide antigen via MHC class Ib; antigen processing and presentation of endogenous peptide antigen via MHC class I via ER pathway, TAP-independent
Cellular component (GO): external side of plasma membrane
Molecular function (GO): peptide antigen binding; signaling receptor binding
Source: RefSeq, a predicted model, not a curated record